UGUUAGAGGAGAUGAAACAGCAGGAUAAUGAAGAUGCGUGUGUGCGUGGCGGGACAGAAUGAGUGCUGCUGGGUCAUGGACGUGCCAGUAGAGGAUAGGGACAGCUGUGGCAUUCCCUGGGCGAGACACUGACGCAGCGGGAGGAACGUUUGGGUUCCUCUCGUCUCUCCAGCACCAGCCUAACCAUGAGACUGGCCCUCCUGGCCUUCAGACUGAUGUGCUUGGCCUGGCUGUGGCCCCUCACCCACAACAGCAGCCACUCAGCAAAAAAGAGGAGACACAAGGAGCACAUUGGAGAGAGCACCAAGCAGAAGCAUGGAGGACGAGUUGAUCUUAAGCUCAAAAAGCUGGACAGCACCAAGUCGCUGCUAAUUAAAUCUGAGCAGCUGCUUCGGAUUGAAGAUCAUGACUUUGCAAUGCGGCCUGGCUUUGGAGGUUCUGCUAUUCCUGUCGGCAUUGAUGUUCAGGUGGAGAGCAUUGACGGUAUAUCUGAAGUAAACAUGGACUUCACCAUGACGUUGUACCUGAGGCAUUACUGGCAGGACGACCGCCUGGCCUUCCCCUCCAGCAGCAAUAAGAGUCGUACCUUCGACGCACGUCUUGUGAAGAAGAUUUGGGUUCCUGACGUGUUCUUCGUCCACUCUAAGCGUUCUUUUAUCCACGACACAACCAUGGAGAACAUCAUGUUGAGGGUUUUUCCUGAUGGCAAUAUUCUCUACAGUGUCAGGAUCACGGUGACUGCGCUUUGCGCCAUGGACUUCAGUAGUUUCCCUCUGGACACACAGAAUUGCUCUCUGGAGCUGGAGAGCUAUGCUUACAAUGAAAACGACCUGAUGCUCUACUGGAAGAAUGGGAACGAUUCUUUAAGGACUGACGAGAUCGUGCUUUCUCAGUUUUUUGUUGAAGAUUUCCAGCCUUCCUUCGGGCUUUCCUUCUACAGCAGCACUGGUUGGUACAAUCGGCUCUACAUAAACUUCCUUCUCAGGAGGCACAUCUUCUUCUUCAUGCUUCAGACAUACUUUCCCACCAUGCUCAUGGUGAUGCUGUCCUGGGUGUCUUUCUGGAUAGACAGGAGGGCUGUACCUGCCCGUGUCUCUCUGGGCAUCACCACGGUCCUGACGAUGUCCACCAUCAUCACCGGUGUCUCAGCCUCUAUGCCACAGGUGUCUUACGUUAAGGCCGUAGACAUCUACCUGUGGGCCAGCUUCCUGUUUGUCUUCCUGUCUGUCAUCGAGUACGCUGCUGUCAACUACUUCACUACGGUGGAGGAGAUGAAGAGGCUCAGGAAGGCAAAGAUCCCAGACUCCUACGACGCCAACCAGGCUAUGGCGUUCGAUGGCUGUUUCCACGACAAUGACAUCGACCUGACUCCUUUUCCAGACACAACCAGCACCUCAAACACAGAGAGGAACACGCAGUCUCGAAACUCUACCGUCUCCGGACCCACAGAGGGAACGAGGCUACGCCGCAAGCACCCUUUACUACAAAACCUCAGCUUCAUCAUGAGCCACAGCUACAUGAUCGACUCCUACUCCAGAGUCAUCUUCCCCCUGGCUUACCUGCUCUUCAACAUCAUUUACUGGAGUAUGUAUGCAUCGUAAAUCACCUAUGCAUCAGAGGAAACUAUUGAUUUAAGACUAUUUCCACCACAAUACAGUUUAACACCAACAGGCUGCAAUAAACUGAUUAACAAAACUCUGCUAUGGGAUUCGACCCCAAGUCUGUCUGAUGAUGAUAUCGUGCAUGAUGUCGUCUACAUGGAAAACAUCUGGGAUCAGCUGUUGCAUUGAAUGGCUGGCUAUUUUUGCUGAUGUUUAUAUUUUUUUCUCGCAUGCCUGUUUUAUAAAAAACAUAGUUUUAUUCAAACAAAUGUGU
Messenger RNA from Notothenia coriiceps (black rockcod), 1875 nucleotides. RefSeq names its product gamma-aminobutyric acid type A receptor subunit rho3a (gene gabrr3a). Gene Ontology annotation, molecular function: transmembrane signaling receptor activity; extracellular ligand-gated monoatomic ion channel activity. Gene Ontology annotation, cellular component: membrane. The coding region runs from base 186 to 1601 and encodes 471 amino acids. The record is from RefSeq and is a predicted model, not a curated record. The transcript is spliced from 9 exons. Gene Ontology annotation, biological process: monoatomic ion transmembrane transport. Lineage: Eukaryota; Metazoa; Chordata; Actinopteri; Perciformes; Nototheniidae.